AUGGGUAUCUUCAAGAAGAACACAGAGGGCGUCGAGGCUCAACAACCACAACCCGAAAUUGCUCGCGAGAAGGACUUGGAGAAAAAUUUCGAAGAUGUGCAAUUGGAAGCAAGACAGGCUUCAGUGGACAAUGGCGGCUCAGAACCAUUUAUCGACCCUAUCAUUGAGAAGCGCGUCAUUCGCAAGCUUGAUUGGCAUCUUGUACCACUGCUGAUGGCGCUCUAUCUGCUCGCAUUCCUUGACCGCUCUAACAUUGGUAACGCCAAAAUUGCUGGUAUGGCCAAGGCAUUGGAUAUGGUCGACAACCCCGAUCGCUAUACAUGGCUGCUUACCAUCUUCUACAUCGCGUACAUUCUUUUCCAGUUCCAAGUCCUCGGCUGGAAGAGGUUUCCUCCUCACAUCUGGGCGUCUUGGGCUAUUUUUGGCUGGGGCGUCAUCUCGACUUGUCAAGCUGCGGUCACAACAUGGGAGGGCGAGAUGGUCCUCAGAUUCCUUCUCGGUGUGUUUGAAGCAGCAUACGGACCUGGUGUUCCCUACCUGCUGUCUUUCUUUUAUCUGCGCCAUGAAGUCGGUUUCCGCAGUGGUAUCUUCCUCGCUGCUGCUCCACUCGCAACAUGUUUCGCUGGCGCACUCGCCUAUGGUAUCACGUCCGGUCACGCCUCUAUCGCGAAUUGGAAGCUUCUUUUCCUCGUUGAGGGCCUUCCCACCCUAGCCAUGGUACCAGUUGCAUACUUCUUCCUUCCUGAUAGUCCGCAGCAGGCACGAUUCUUGAACGAGGAAGAGAAGCGCGUCGCGGUCGCAAGAGGUGUUCGCCAGACUGGUACCACCGAGCGUAUCGGUAGUAUUAAGCUCAAGGAUGUUGGGUUGACCUUCAUUGACCCCAAGGCCAUCUGUACAGCUCUCAUGUACUUCAGUUGCAAUGUGUCAUUCUCCUCGUUGCCAGUCUUUCUGCCCACCAUUCUAGAAGAGAUGGGUUUCGAGUCCAUCACAGCUCAAGGUCUUUCCGCACCGCCAUACUUCUUGAGCUUCUUGAUCACAAUCGGCUCUGCUUACAUUGCGGACAAGACACAACAACGUGGGUUGACCAUUAUUACUCUCUCCAUCAUCGGAGGUGUCGGUUACAUCAUGCUUGCUGUGACAACCAGUACCGCUUCUCGUUACGCGGGUGUGUUCCUCGCCGCAUCAGGAGUCUUUCCUUGCAUCGCAAACAUUCUCCCAUGGGUCACGAAUAACCAAGGCAACGACGAUCGUCGUGGUGCAGCAUUCGUGUUGUUGAACCUGAUCGGCCAGUGUGGUCCCCUUCUCGGCACUCGAGUCUACAACACACCGCCUUUCUACGUCAAGGGCCAAAGCAUUUGCGCUGCCUUCAUGUUUUUCAAUGGUUUGCUUGCAUUAUUUUUGCGUACACUGCUCGCAUAUGAGAAUCGCAAGUUGGAUAAGCAGUAUGGCACUAUCGAAGAGCAGAAGAACAGGAUCGCAUCGACAGAGGGGACCAAGGAGGCGGGCAUUGAGGCCAACACUGGUGUCGAGAACUUUGGUCCCAUGUAUCGUUAUGUCUUGUAA
Molecule: messenger RNA, 1563 nt
Organism: Aureobasidium subglaciale EXF-2481
Lineage: Eukaryota; Fungi; Ascomycota; Dothideomycetes; Dothideales; Saccotheciaceae
Exons: 4
Coding region: 1-1563 (520 amino acids)
Biological process (GO): transmembrane transport
Cellular component (GO): membrane
Molecular function (GO): transmembrane transporter activity
Source: RefSeq, a predicted model, not a curated record